Molecule: messenger RNA, 6867 nt
Organism: Peromyscus californicus insignis
Lineage: Eukaryota; Metazoa; Chordata; Mammalia; Rodentia; Cricetidae
Gene: Dpy19l4
Product: dpy-19 like 4
Exons: 19
Coding region: 106-2274 (722 amino acids)
Cellular component (GO): nuclear inner membrane
Molecular function (GO): mannosyltransferase activity
Source: RefSeq, a predicted model, not a curated record
GCAGCCGGGAGCGGGCCGGGGCGGCCGCGGCGGGGCAGACGCGGAGCUUUGGGAGACUCGGGGCCGCUCGGCAGCCGGCGGGCCACCCGGGCCUCCGCGGAGACGAUGGCGAAGGAAGAAGGAUCAUCUGUAGAAGUGCGCCAAAGGAAAAAACCAAAGACUUCAGGAAGUCCGGAAGCCAGAGCAGAGAAGAGAAGUGGUACCCUGGUUCCUGUGAGAGCCCCGAAAUAUGUGUCGUUUCAGCGCUUUGCAAAGAUAUUUAUUGGCUGUCUUGCAGCAGUUAUUAGUGGUAUGAUGCAUGUUUUCUACUUAUCAGCAUACCAUGAACGGAAAUUCUGGUUUUCCAACAGGCAGGAACUUGAACGAGAAAUCACAUUUCAGGGAGACAGUGCUAUUUAUUACUCCUAUUAUAAAGACAUGUUAAAGGCGCCUUCAUUUGAAAGAGGUGUUUACGAGCUGACGCACAAUAACAAGACCGUCUCCCUGAAGACUAUCAAUGCUGUGCAGCAGAUGUCUCUGUAUCCAGAGCUUAUUGCCAGUGUUCUCUAUCAAGCAACUGGGAGCAAUGAAGUGAUUGAACCAGUAUAUUUCUACAUUGGCAUUGUUUUUGGAUUACAAGGAAUAUAUGUUACAGCUUUAUUUGUUACAAGUUGGCUUAUGAGUGGCACAUGGCUAGCAGGAAUGCUUACUGUUGCGUGGUUCCUAAUUAAUAGGGUAGAUACAACAAGAAUCGAAUACUCCAUUCCUUUAAGAGAAAACUGGGCUCUACCAUACUUUGCAUGCCAAGUUGCUGCACUUACAGGCUAUUUAAAAAGAAACUUAAAUACUUAUGCAGAGCGGUUUUGCUACCUGUUGAUGAGUGCCUCGACGUACACGUUCAUGAUGGUGUGGGAGUACAGCCACUAUGUCUUGUUCCUUCAAGCAGUAUCUCUGCUGCUGCUGGACGUGUUCUCAGAGGAACAAAGUGACAAGGUUUACGAAGUCUAUAAAAUCUACAUAUUUUCUCUCUUCUUGGGGUAUUUACUACAGUUUGAGAAUCCAGCUUUAUUGGUGUCUCCUUUACUAAGUUUAGUAGGAGCGUUAAUGCUUAUUAAGUGCCUUCAGCUGAAUGGGAAAAGGGGAACUUUCGUGGCUAACGUGGUCAAAGUGGUGAAGUUUUACCUGGUGUGCACUCUGCCGCUGACCCUGAACUUGAUAAUGAAGACGUUUGUCCCACACAAAGAAAAUGAGCAUGUGCUGAAAUUCCUUGAAGUAAAAUUUGGAUUAAAUGUGACUAAGAAUUUCACAUUGAACUGGCUCCUCUGUCAGGAAUCUCUCCAGGCACCAUCUCAGGAUUUUUUUUUACGAUUGACACAAUCUUCCCUAUUACCAUUCUAUAUUUUAGUGUUAAUUAUUUGUCUUCUUUCUAUGACUCAAGUUAUUUUUAGGAGGAUAAAUGGUAAAUCCCAGAAAGAAACUGUAACUCUUGAAGAUGGAAGAAUUGGAGAAAGGCCAGAAAUAAUUUAUCAUGUAAUUCAUACCCUUAUACUGGGUUCUCUUGCAAUGCUUAUGGAAGGCUUGAAAUUCAUCUGGACUCCGUACAUGUGCAUGUUAGCAGCAUUUGGUGUCUGUUCCCCUGAACUUUGGAUGACACUUUUGAAGUGGCUUCGAUUAAGAACUGUACACCCAGUAUUGUUGGCUCUUAUUCUGAGCAUGGCUGUGCCCACUAUUAUAGGUCUUAGUUUGUGGAAAGAGUUUUUUCCAAGGUUAAUUACAGAAUUAACCGAACUACAGGAAUUCUAUGAUCCAGAUACAGUGGAACUCAUGACCUGGAUAAAGAGGCAAGCUCCCGUUGCAGCUGUGUUUGCUGGAAGCCCACAGUUAAUGGGUGUGAUUAAACUGUGCACUGGAUGGAUGGUGACAAGCUUGCCACUUUACAGUGAUGAUGAUCUUCUCAAGAGAAAUGAAAACAUUUUCCAAAUCUAUUCAAAGCGAUCUGCUGAGGAUAUUUAUAAAAUCCUGACAUCUUACAAAGCUAACUACCUCAUUGUAGAAGAUGCCAUCUGCAAUGAGAUGGGAACCGUGAGAGGCUGCAGGGUUAAAGACUUAUUAGAUGUUGCAAAUGGACAUGUGGUUUGUGAAGAAGGUGACAAAUUAACCUAUUCAAAGUAUGGACGGUUUUGUCAUGAGGUCAAAAUUAACUAUUCUCCAUAUGUGAAUUACUUCACUCGCGUGUACUGGAACAGGUCCUACUUCGUAUAUAAAGUCAACACUGUGAUAUCCUUCCAGUCUUGAAAAUAUCAGAGCCUUCACUUCAAAGACCUACUACUUGAAGUAGAAUGCAGUUUUCUUGGACCUCCACAGUGUCUUGCAGAUGGAGUGUGGAUACCUGGAGUGCCGUGGCUCUUCCCACGCCCGCUGCUGAUUCCUGGGUUUAGGGUUUUGUUGGAACAGAAGGUCAGAUGUCGCUGUCUUAGUAAAAUGUCAAAUCCACCGCUGCAAUCUUCUGACAGCUUUCUUCCUUAGUACACGAUUUAAACAUUUCCCCGCUGCAUCGUCUCCUUAUAAAUCUUACCUAUCAUAAUAUUGAUCUUUAAUUUGGGUAUUUUCAAGGUCAGUGUUUACGUCAAAAACAUAAUUUUUAAUAAGUACUUAAUGUGUGAUUUUAUUCUAUAGUAGAAGAGAAAAUUCUCCAAGCAAGUUUGUAACAGAUGUAAAUUUUUUACAAUUAAAAAAAAUUUAAAUGUUAGUUAAAAAUAUGUGACAUUUAAAUUUAAAGGGAAAUAACAUAAAGGAAAGUGAUUGUUUUUAUGAUACUGAUCCUGUCAUCUGCUGCCCAAGUAACGUAGCACGUUCUUAGCAAUACAUAGGACGAAUAGUACAUUUAAUUCUUUCAUGGCUAUUAAGUGAUUGCCUUUUCUCACUUAUGCCCAUUAAGUUGAUAACAAUCAUGCUAGAACAAUAACUUGUGUUUGUUUGUAUAUAUGUGUGUGUGUGUGUGUGUAUAUAUAUGUAUAUAUAUAUGUCCAUAUAUACACACACACACACGUAUAUAUGGACAUUUAAAAGAAUUUUACGUUUUUUUGGAUGUGGAGUAUACAGUCCAAUCACAUGUUUUCUAUGGACGUAUUCAGUAAAAAUAAUUAACACUGUCACAGUAAUGAUAUGUACACUACCAUGGGCAUCAGCUUCUAGAGGUGUCUGCAGACACUUUUAAACACACCUCUGCAUAUAGGUGUAUUGGUUAUAAGGUGUAACCAAUAAAGUGAUGUUAUUCAUGAAACAUUACGUGUUUAACAGAGCAAAAUGAGAGUUAAAUAAAAUUUUCAAUAAUUCACAGCAUAAAUGCCACAUUCCUUUGUGUAUUUUCAAUUUUGUAUCAUUAAAAGAAAUUCUAAGCCAGUGUAGUGACUCGUGCCUUUAAUCCCAGCAUUUGGGAGGCAGAGGCAGGCAGAUCUCUUUGAGUUCCAAGACAGCCAGAGCUAUGUAGUCAGACUCUGUUUGUGGGGAGAAAGAAAUUGUAAUUAAUUUGGCCUGUUAAAUAGAUUCAGGAUAGAUGAAGCCUGUAGAGAAAUGAUUUUAAAAAUGAAUAUUUAAUUUUAUAUUAUACAGUUGUUCAGUGAACAGGUUCUCUUUUUAUUUGUUAGAGUGCUUUAAAAUUGCAUUUUCAAAACUCCAUAUUAUUAGGAGGAAAAUAUUUUCUUUCUUUUUGUAUUAUAUAUAUAUAUAUAUAUAUAUAUAUAUAUAUAUGUGCAUAUAUUUCUUUUCUUUUUCAAGUAUGUGCACUUCUUUAAGAUGCUUUACCAUUGUGCAGCUUUACUGACAUCUGUCACACCAUCUGGCUUAGUGUCAUUGGUCCCGUGUGCUCUUUUACAUAACUUAUUUCAACGACAGAAAAGCAGCUGUGGCAGCGGAUCUGACUGUCUGAAAUCCUUGGUAGUCAGUAGUGGUUAGCAUCGGGCUUCAUGAAAACUUACCAGCUACUCAAGUACACAGUGAGUAGUCAUGUGGUCCCUUAAGGGUGAAGCAUGAAGAAACAGCUUACAUACUGUAAAGGGAAGCCCAAACCCUGUUUCCCUUGGAAUAGGAAGUAUUCAGUUGAGUUUUUACUGACGUGAUAAUGUGUGGUCUUUUAGUUUUUGUUUUGUUCGCUGUAAUAGUAAGUUGCUUUGCUUGUCAACAUAUUUCUUAAAUAUAUAGAGAAUUUUUUAAUUAAAAGUUUAUAAUUAGUCCCAGGCAUAGUGGUGCACUCUUUUAUUCUUAGCACUCAGGAGGCCGAGGCAGGAGGAUCUCUGGGUUCAAGGCCACCCUGGUCUACAUAGUGAGUUCUAGGAUAGCCAAAGUUACAUAGUGAGACUCUCUCUCAAAAAACAAAACAACAACAACAACAACAACAACAACAACAAAAAGGUUUAUAAUUAACUGUCACUCAGCAUCAACUGAAACAGAAAAGUAAGCUUUAUUGUAGAAAUUAUAAUACUGGCUGUGACUGUGUAGGUCAGCGGUAUAGUGCUGGGUUAGCACACACAAGGCCCUGGGUCAGUCUCCAGCACUGCCGGGAAAAAAUAAAUAAAUAAAUAAAAAAGAAGGGGAGAUGAUAAUGUUAGGUAUGAGAGAUAAGUUGAUUCACUUCCAUCUUAACUGUCACUAACAGGAGAAAACUGUGUUGAAAGCAUUUAAUUAUUUACUUAGUAACUUGUGGAGUAACAGCUGAAAACCUCUGCAAGUAGUUCGAACUGCCAACCUAGCAGCUGUCGAAUUCAACAGUGAAGCCCCAUUGAUGAAGCAGUUAUGGGAGUGAAUGGGAAGGAAUUCCUCAAAGAAAGAGAAAACAUUUUUGCUUUUAAUAUAACAAACCCAUCAAAAUAAGUGCCUUAACUUCUUCAUUUAUAAAUUCAUUUUCUAUUUCAUAUCAUAUUACUCAUUUUCUUUUCCAUAAGAAAAUAUUGGUAACUUUUUCGACAUUGAAAAAAUACAGUAAGGCUGAGGAGGUAGUCCCAUGGCGGAGCACUUUCUUAGUGGACAAGAGACCCUGGGUUUAUCCCCAGCACAACAAAAAAAUCAAAUGUCUCCAUGCCAUUGCCACUGUUAACUUCAAUUCAGUAAUAAGCAAAUCUUUGUCAGGAACUUACAGUCCCCUAAGUCAAUUUGUGUAGCUUCUUGAAUGCCAAAUAGUCUAACAAGUGAAACUGACGUGAUAAGGGAAGUAAUAUGGACUCUGAGUUUAGUAAUGUUUUUAUGACUUUGGCGUCUGUAUCCUGGUGUUUUGCAUUGUACUGGCAGACUUUUACAAUCUAUGUGAUGUACUUCAGCACUAACUUUACACACACACACACACACACACACACACCCACGCACGCACGCACGCACGCACGCACGCACGCACACACGCACGUGCACGGUGUUUUCUUUCCAGGUCAGUAACCCAAAUUGCCGUACCAGCCAGAUUCAGUCAACAAAGAAGGAGAAAUGGAAGUCAAAGUGUUAACAAUUUGUGGCUGAAAGUAGAUUAUUAAUUUCUUGUAUAAAAUUACUUUAGUUUUGAGAAAUCUUCUUUGGGACCUCUUAUUUUUGAAUUGCUAACACAUUUGAUGCCUCAUUUUGUAUAAAAGUAGUAUUUUUUUCAGUUGGCAGAGUUUUCAACAGUUCUAUGUAAACUGAUCUUUUGGUAAAUUUAUUUUUAAUGCAUGAAUAUCUCAAGGACAUACGCUACUAAUUCUGUAUAUUUCAGAACCUUUUUAAAGCUAAUAAUUACUUUCUAAUUUGUAUCUUAGUAUCCUUUCUUCUUUUAUCCAGCUUUUAACAUAUCUAGUCUUGCUCUGUGUGGUGGUGCACACCUGUGAUCCAGCAUUUGGGAGGGAGAAGACAGGAGGAUCAAGUGUUCAAAGUCAUCCUCAGCUACAUCAGUGAGUUUGAGGCCAGCCUGGGUUGCAUGAGCCCCUCUGCAAAGAAAAAAAAAAUCCAAAAAUUAAAUGCAGAUUCUCUAUUGUUGCUAUUUGCUAAUAGUGUUUAGACUCAAUAUGUAUUAGAAUUCUGGCUCUGGCCUGGCAGUGGUGGUGCACACCUUUAAUCCCAGCACUGGGAGGCAGAGGCAGGCAGAUCUCUGUGAGUUCAAGGACAGCCUGGUCUACAGAGUGAGUUCCAGGACAGCCAAGGCUACACAGAGAAACCCUGUCUCAAAAAAACAAAAACAAAAACAAACAAAAAAGAAUUCUGAUUCUGCAAAUUACAAGGAAAAUCAAAUAAGUUCUCACUAAAAUUACUGAGUUUUUUAAUGUAUAAGGUUAAUGCUUUAAAUAAAAUUAGAAGCAAUGCUGCAAAAGAAUAUAUAUGACAGCUUAUUUUCUAAAUAAUAUAUUUGCUUCUGUAAUAAAAUGGACAUUUUGGAACCAAAUGUGUUGAAUUCAGUAUAAAGGUUUCUUUGGAUUGUUUCUGCUUCUGUCUCCUGGAAUGGCAACAUUGUAAUCUUGACAUUAGAAUACUAUGUGCAAUUCUAUGAGCAGUAGACUUUACUUGUGAUUGUUACCUGUGUUUUGUGAAUGAUGGCAUAAGAGAAACCUUCAGUAUCAUAUAAGUCACCCUUCCCUGUUUUGAAGCCAAUAGCCUUGCACAGAUGCUAACAAGAGUGAACACAGCUCCCUUUAUGUAGGUUGGUCUGAGUCAUAUCUACAAUGAUGUGUAUUUAGAUUGUAUGUGUUCCUCCUGUAACCGAGGUUACAUCUCUGCAAAAUUAUACAGCGUCAGUAAAUACAAAUACUUUAAAAGAGUUGUCUAUGAACAGUUUUAGUCCAUAUUUGGUAACAUUAAUAUUGGUUUUUCAGUGAUGAAGUUCUUUCAUGCUCGUUUACCCUUGUUUUGUUUUCAUAAUAAAACUUCCCAGAAUUUUAA